CAACAAGUAGUAUGUCGGUUACAUUUUUUAUCCAGCUAGGUGUGGUGAUUUUAUUCUACUGCCAGAUAUCCUUGGCCCAACAGCAGUGUUCCAUAGAAUAUCGUUUGCAAAAUGAUCGCCAAGUCUUGAAUAUAACUUCCAGGAAUUAUCCCAAUCCCUAUCCAUUGGGCAGCAAUUGUCGUUAUCGCAUUACGGCACCCAUGGAUCAUGUGGUGGUGGUGAAUUGCGGUUUUGAAGUGACCCCCAACAGGUGUGACAAUGACUACUUUAUAAUAUCCCUUGAUGGUGAUUUCCAGCUGGGUGAUGGAGAGCGCUUCUGCCUGACAAAUCGCAUGAGUCGCAUUUCCCACUUUCGUUCCAUGGUUUUAGCCUAUGCCUCUGUGAGACUCAAUUCUAUGCAACGUGGACGUUUCGCAUGCCAAGCCUUUGCCCGACGCCAGGCCUGCACCUGUGGCUGGACUGCCAGUACUAGAAUAACAAAUGGCGUUGAAACGAUGAAACAUGAAUUCCCCUCUAUGGUGGCGCUGAGAGACAUCUCCUCACCGCAGCCGAUAUUUUGUGGGGGUAGCAUAGUAAGUCAUCGCCACAUCUUGACGGCGGCCCAUUGCAUGCGCAUGCAUCCGGAUGCCAGCAGGAUAAUGGCCUAUGUGGGAGAUCACAAUUUGGUGGUGGCCGGUGAGACCCGCUUUGAGGCCCAAUAUCGUAUUCAACGCAUUAUAAAUCAUCCCAACUAUGCUGCCACGCCCAGUUCCACACAAAAUGAUAUUUCAAUUCUCAUCACGGUGCUACCCAUCGAGUGGUCCCGCGGUGUGGGUCCCAUAUGUCUACCAUGGCGUCAACUCCAAGAUCCCUUCGCCUACAUCCAGGUUGAUGUGGCCGGUUGGGGCACCCUCUCCUUUGCCGGCAUGAAAUCGAACACGCUACAAAAGGCCCAAUUGGUGACGGUGGAAAAUUCGGUGUGCCAGCAGCAUUACAAUACCACGGCCAUAAAGGGGUCCCAUAUUUGUACCUAUGACUUUUUGGGUCGAGGUCAGGAUACCUGCCAAUAUGAUUCGGGUGGUCCGGUGGUAAUGCGUUCACAACGAUUCCACCUACUUGGUCUCAUUAGUUUCGGACAAAGCUGUGGCCAGCGUUUUGGUAUGGGAGUGAAUACACGCAUUACCUCACAUCUACCAUGGCUUUGGACGUAUUUGCAGAACAAUGUGUGUGUCGUGUAA
This is a messenger RNA of Musca domestica (house fly), 1217 nucleotides long. RefSeq names its product venom serine protease. The record is from RefSeq and is a predicted model, not a curated record. Bases 12 to 1217 code for a protein of 401 amino acids. Gene Ontology annotation, biological process: proteolysis. Lineage: Eukaryota; Metazoa; Arthropoda; Insecta; Diptera; Muscidae. Gene Ontology annotation, molecular function: serine-type endopeptidase activity. The transcript is spliced from 5 exons.